UAGGCGUGGAUUUCGACGGUCGAAGAACGUGGUUCGAAGUGUGAGCGCGAGUGCGAGCAUAAGUGCGAUCGGGUACGGAACUCGACGAACGUGAACGAGAGCUUGCGGUCCGCAUUCGUACACGUUUCAGGGCCACGAGCCGGCUCCCGGAAACUGCGUCGCGACGUGCCGCGACACAUUGCAACGCUUUAAUCUUAAAGUUUUCGCUUUGAUUUUUGCGAUUUUUGAAAAUUUUCAAUCAUCGAUUAUUGAUCUCUCAUCAUUUAUUGUGUACAUUUUUUUUAUUCAUACGUUUCUUCUUCUACGUUUUAUUCCAUUCACGUGUCUUCUUAUUUUUAAAUUCGUAUCAAAGUUGGAUAAUUUCAACGAUUGUCUACAGAUAGAUAAGUAGAUAGAUGGAUAGGUCCCGAGGGAAAACAGAAAUGGAAAAAAUCGGAUCGCAGAUAUUGCUUGCGAUGUUAGGAAUCGCUUGACGGGAUAUGAAUUCGGCAUGAAAAUCGAUCGAAUCAAUCACGAAUUUCCUUUGCAAAAAUAUAUUGAUAAUCAAAAUAUCGAUACGCGAGUCAAGAAGCGCCGUUUCAUUCGAUUCCAAACGAAAAAAGGACAGAAAGAAAGAAAAAGAGGAGGAAGAAGAGAGCAAGAAGGAAGUGGAAGAAAGUGGAGAAAGAUUGCACGAAAAAAAACUUUUUAUCAGACUGUCUCACGAGAAACGAUGACUCUUGUGACAAACACUAUAUCUUAUGCAUGCCAACCGAUCGGUAGAGAAUCCUACGAUGUUUAUCGACAUCACUUACAACUUCGGCACCAUAAUCAUCAUCUUCAUCGUUAUUAUUACCAUCGGCAUCAUCAUCAGUAUUAUCAUCAUUAUCAUUAUCGUCGACGACAAAGUGUAUAUACUAUUGAUAAUCCUUCAAUUGAAUAUCUGCAAAGACAUCUGACUGAAGAAAAUGUGGAUGAAGAAACGAAAAGUCGUGUAAUCGAGACAACUGAAAAUGAUUUUGCAUUAGGAUCGACCAGCUCUCAACGCUAUCAAUCGCAACCAUUACGAUACGCGGUGGACUCGGACGACGCAUCGUCCAUCGUAUCGGUGGAUGCUUCGGCUGAUCUUGAAUCCGGUUCCGUCGAGGCCGAGGAGAGCAAUGAGGGUAACGAAUUGAAUGAAUCAAACGAAAGGAGUAACGAAUUGAACGAAACCGAACUACAUGAACAUGUGCCUCAUCCUGACGUGGCUCUAGAUGCCGCUACCUCAAUACAUGGACCUCGCCGAUGUUUACUUUGGGCUUGCAAAGCUUGCAAAAAGAAAACUGUCACUGUCGAUCGAAGAAAAGCUGCUACUUUACGAGAAAGGAGACGUUUGAGAAAAGUAAAUGAGGCAUUUGAAAUUUUAAAAAGGAGAACAAGUAAUAAUCCCAAUCAACGUUUACCAAAAGUUGAGAUUUUAAGAAAUGCAAUUGAGUAUAUUGAAGGUCUUGAAGCAUUGUUGCAGAACAACAGAUCUUCUUUAGCUGAAGAUCAUAGCUCGGUCGAAAAUACAACAGAUACAACUUCUCCGCAAUACAUAACGGAAAAGCUGAGACAAUUUUCAGAUCCUUUAGCAAGAUUUCAACCCAUCAAUGAAUUCGAGGAAAUGCUGGAAUCGCAGUCAUCUCAACUCAAUGGAAGCAGUUUGGAACGCCUUAAUAUGAUUGUUCAAAGUAUCAACGGACCGACUUGUACAACCACCGAUACGCUUCGAUAUCCUUCGCAUCAAUGACACUAUGUUCGAAUAUCAAUACAGAUACAGAUGUUUGAAGAUUAUGAAAGAUCGAAGAAUUUUUUUUCUUGUUCCUUGUUAAUCCAUUGUUGAAUAUAUCAUCGAAUGGAUACAAAGUUCCUAAAGUGAAUUAAUGAAAAUAUUAUUCUUUUUAAUGUUAAUAUACAGCAAUUAUUUUUUUUUGAGUCUGUCUAAUAUCUCGUUAUCAAUUAAUUAAAUUAAGUAUCUAUUUACGCAUCAUUAGUUAAUCAUAUUUUAUUAAUCGUAUAAGAGAAUUUUAAACAAACAAUCUUAUACAAUCUUAUAAUCUUAUAAACUUAUAAUCUUAUACACAAGUUAUCUAAUUUUUUGUAUAUAAAUACGUAUGCACAGUGUAUAUAUAUAUUUUAUAUAUUUGUAUAUAAAUAUGUAUAUAUAUUGUAUACGUAUAAUGUAUUGCUGCGAAAAAAUAAGUAUAUACUGGUAUGGUACAAAGACAAAAAAAAAAUACGCUAAUACAUGUAUGUAUUUAUUUUGCUUACUUCAUUAUAUUCGCUUAUCAUUAUACGAUAAUAUUAUUUGAGAUAUGAGACUUUUGAUUAAUGCCUAUUGCAUGCUUAUUGUUAUUAUUUUAUUAGAUUCAUUAGAAAUAAUCAGACUUGCAUUCCUUUCAAAGGAUUUUUUUUUAAAUAGUAUAUAAUAUAUAUCUAUAUACAUAUAUACAAAUUUAUAAGCGCAAAUAAUAAAAUAUAUGAGGAUACGUUAAAUUUCGUAA
This is a messenger RNA of Apis mellifera (honey bee), 2507 nucleotides long. RefSeq names its product myoblast determination protein 1 homolog (gene nau). The record is from RefSeq and is a predicted model, not a curated record. The coding region runs from base 491 to 1753 and encodes 420 amino acids. Gene Ontology annotation, molecular function: RNA polymerase II cis-regulatory region sequence-specific DNA binding; DNA-binding transcription factor activity, RNA polymerase II-specific; protein dimerization activity. NCBI's taxonomy places the organism in Eukaryota, Metazoa, Arthropoda, Insecta, Hymenoptera, Apidae. The transcript has 6 exons. Gene Ontology annotation, biological process: muscle organ development; positive regulation of myoblast differentiation; regulation of transcription by RNA polymerase II.